AUGACCACCUCUACCUCAACCGCGAGCUCCUACCCAGGCCCUGGUGUCUACUUCCUCAAAAAUGUAGCAUCCGGGACAGUCGUGGAUCUUACGAAUGGAACUUUGACCGGACGGUACUAUCACAUAUCUCCCAUUCCGAUCAUGUUUAAAACACAACUGAGAACUCUACAGAGCAUCCAAUUUAUCGGCGUUCCUUCUCUUAGUGCUGCGCAGACGUGGCAGAUUGCUGCGGUUAGCCCGAGCCAGGUUAUCAUUUUGAACAGUACUACGGGGGAAUAUAUCAAAGCUCCGGCUGGUAGGUCAUUUAUGAAUUUGGUCUUGGUGAUGUUAUCUCUGCUAUCAUGAGAGUUGGAAACCCCUGUGCAGAAAAGAGAUUACUUUGUUGGUUCUGGUGAUGAUUUGAAAACUGACAGAAUUAUGAUAGAUAACUCCCAAAAUCCCUCAGCGGGUACUGGAGCUCCCAGUGAGCGCCGGAGUCGAUUUGAGGUCGAAGCGAGGAGUGAUGGAAGUGUGAUGUGA
Hymenoscyphus albidus is the source of this 519-nucleotide messenger RNA. Lineage: Eukaryota; Fungi; Ascomycota; Leotiomycetes; Helotiales; Helotiaceae. The record is from the annotation of a GenBank genome assembly.